Aspergillus niger is the source of this 2127-nucleotide messenger RNA. RefSeq lists its product as uncharacterized. Gene Ontology annotation, molecular function: protein binding. The coding region runs from base 1 to 2127 and encodes 708 amino acids. The transcript is spliced from 6 exons. Gene Ontology annotation, cellular component: exomer complex. NCBI's taxonomy places the organism in Eukaryota, Fungi, Ascomycota, Eurotiomycetes, Eurotiales, Aspergillaceae. Gene Ontology annotation, biological process: Golgi to plasma membrane transport. The record is from RefSeq and is a predicted model, not a curated record.
AUGGUCGCGCCAGCUGUUCCCGAGUAUGUCUUCCCCUCGUUUACGUGUUCUAUCACUCGCUAUCAAUCGGCCAAUGGGCCCACUAUCAUUGACCUGCGACUGACCCCUGAAUGUUUCCCCAGGAUCUAUGAGGAGGAGGAGAACAUCUACGCCGCCGUCGAUGCCCGUUCCGAGUCCCUACAGAACCUCCGGGAAUUAGGUCCCCCGGACUUGGUUUAUCUGGUUAAACAGCCCAAGACCAACGCCCAUCACCAGACCGGCGUUUAUCACCAUGUCACCGGUGUCGACGCCUCUUCCUCCGCCAGCUUAGCCGCCUAUGUAAAUACGCUUACAUUCUCUCCGCUCGACAAGACACACAAGGUGGUUUCGGGGAUUUAUUGCUGCUACAAUGCCUUCUCCCACCUGGACAUGCGCGUCGAAGUCAAAAUCCCCGGCACUUUGGAGAGCUACUGCAUCGAUGAACGCGGAGACAAGCGAGUUGCGACAGAAGCCCUUUGGCUGGAGACAUUCCUGUGCGGAAUCCUGCGAGCCUACUCAUACGCGGACAAUGGUGGUGGCGAUGCUAUCAGAAAGAUAGUCGGGGUGCGUCGGUUCAAUCCGGUCACGAAUACGGAGAUGGAGCACAAAUUCCUGGAUGCUGCGGAGAGACUCUUCUUUUUGGGAAGACAACUCAGUUCGGAUCCGGAAACACAAGUCCCGAAUACUGUCAGCAACCACUUGACGUCCGGCCUUCUUAAGUACAUUCAAACAACAGGACGCUACACUUCCGGUAUCAAUCUUUUCGAGAAGCUGCGGACACGAGAUGUAGAGGUCUCGUCACUUCUUGCCCGAGUUCUAAUCAUGGCAGACGAGGAGGUGCAAGCCGUGCGAUUGAUGUUCGACGCCUUGCAAGAUGUUCCCAUGGACUAUGCCCUGCUUGACUGCCAGGCUGCUUUCUGCCAGGGCAAAAGCGAGGGUGAGAUGGCCCUAGAGUGUGCGAAGCGAGCAGUGACUGCUGCUCCAAGCGAGUUUAGCACUUGGGCACGAUUGGCAGAGGUCUACGUCGGCCUCGAGCAAUGGGAUUUGGCCCUCCUAACCCUGAACUCUUGCCCCAUGUUCACAUACCAAGACAAAGACACGCCUCGUAUGCCCCAACCGUCUCGCAUCAUGCUCCCGAUUCUUGCUGAGAGCAUGCUGGACGAAAUCGACGAAGGACAGCCCAAGCAGGGUGAUCCCCACGACUACGUCCAUCCCUCACUAAGAAGACUCCACGCUGCUGCCUACCAGGGAACCUUCCUAAAGGCGUACAACCUUCUCACCAAGAUUGCCGCCGCGAUAGGUUGGGACCAACUUUUGAAAAUCCGCAGCGAAGUCUUUGUCAUGGAAGAGGAAUACCGUGUCGAGCGCCAGCAGUCUACGUCUAAGCCCACAACCUCACCCUCCUCUGCAAGCACAUCAGACGAGCCAAAUGGAAACAGUGAGCAGGAGAAUGGUGCGACGCCGGAGGAGGGCGCAAACGGCACCAAAGACGAAGAAACGGAGCACUCCAUCGAGAAACCAGAGCAGUCAAUGGCAUCGGAAGUCGUCAAAUCCGGCAGCGAAGAUCCCGACCCCUCACACUCAUCCUACACACAGUUCCGCAACAAGCGUCUGUGCGAAAGAUGGCUCGAUAACCUCUUCAUGGUCCUGUAUGAAGACCUCCGCAUCUACACCAUCUGGCGCACCGAAAUGGCCCAGUACCGCCAACAGGCCAUUGAGUACAAGAAAUCCGCCACCGAAUGGGAAAUCCUCGGCGAGUUAGCCGAACGCCUGCACCAUUUCGACGAGGGUAUCGAAGCCUACCAGCACUGUCUGGCCAUCCGCUUCUCCCCGAAAGCCAUGCGGGGGCUCCUCAAGUUGUACGAGAAGAAGAAUGACACGAGAGGAAUGUUAGGCGCCUUGAUCCGUCUUAUCGCUUGGCAGUAUCGCUGGUACUCCGAGUUCUCUCCCGACCUUCUCUACCUAAUCCGCAAACUCAUCGAAGACGAAGGCGCUGUCAAAGUCCGGAGUAUAGUCCAAGCGACGAACCUUCCUCAACCGGUCCUUGAUCUAACCCAUCAGUAUUGCCAAUUGUGCGCCACAUUCCGCAGCAGCGGUAGUGAUGGUUAA